Molecule: messenger RNA, 405 nt
Organism: Symbiodinium sp. CCMP2592
Lineage: Eukaryota; Dinophyceae; Suessiales; Symbiodiniaceae
Source: the annotation of a GenBank genome assembly
AUGACGGAUCAGGACCGGGCGAAGUUGGACGGCAUGUACGAGUGCAUCUUGUGUGCCUGCUGCAUGACCUCCUGCCCCUCCUACUGGUCCACCGGGCCUGUCGCAGAAGCAUCGCUAAUGCUUGUGGCGGCUGGCAUGCAGCGCCAGGCCUACCGCUGGAUCGCGGACUCGAGAGAUCAGUUCACCGAGGAGCGGCUUGCAUGGGUCAAUGACACCAUGAAGCUUUACCGUUGCCAUGGCAUCAUGAACUGCACGAACUGCUGCCCGAAGGGCCUGGACCCAGCGAAGGCCAUCGUCCACCUGAAGGAGCAGGUGGCAGAAACCUACAAGGACGGAUGGAAGUCCAUGAUGACGGAGCAGAUUGUCAAGAACAAGGGCCGCGAGUCUGGCAUGAUGUACAUGUGA